AUGCACACCACGAUAACUGUAAAUCGCGAUGGAAGUGCAGUAUUGACUCCAUCAAAAAACGUACGAGUGUCAGAGCUCAUGGACGAAACUGCUCCAAUGAACAACAAUCAAGCUAUCAUUCACCCAGUCGAAAAUCUUUUUAAUGCUGUUCUAAACGCUAGCCCGCGCACUCCUCGCAUAUCUGAGUCACCUUGGCGGCCGUCGUCACGUCGUCUUCGCCUUGAAGAGGUGGAUAUCUCUACGAGUCAAGAGUCCAAUUCCAUUGAGGUGGUUUCUGUCGCAUCUCCUCGUCUCAAAUCUGUCGCUCCACAGGCUAAAAUAAGCGACAUCGAACUAGGACAGGAACGGGACAUGAAUGCUAAGGAUUCCACACCGACAGACCAUUCCUUGAAGGACAGUUCCGAUUUGACUCAUGAAGAUGAAGAGCAUACAUGCAACCAAAUUUCGCAGAUCGUCAGCGAGUGA
Molecule: messenger RNA, 465 nt
Organism: Strongylus vulgaris
Lineage: Eukaryota; Metazoa; Nematoda; Chromadorea; Rhabditida; Strongylidae
Source: the annotation of a GenBank genome assembly